AUGGCCGCAUCAGUCGGAGUCCUUCACAAAGUUUUCAAAGUCGGUAUCAUCUGCGGCAGCCAGCGCUCUCCCCGCGCCGGGCCACAGAUCACCGAUUUUGUGUAUAAAACCAUCCAAGCUCACCAGGGCAGGAAAGAAAAUAUCGGAGAACAUCCCGCAAUCACAUUUGACCACAUCGAUCUCGCGGCCCUCAACCUGCCCAUUUUGAACGAGCCCGCCAUCCCAAACCAGAUAAAGUCCCCUGAGGCUUAUGUCCACGAGCGCACAAGGUCCUGGUCCCGCCGCGUCGAUGCCCUCGACGCUUUUGUAUUCGUCACACCUCAGUACAACUGGAGUAUCCCGGGCGGCCUUAAGAACGCGCUCGACUACCUGCUCAAUGAGUGGAACGACAAGGCAGCCAUGAUCGUCUCGUACGGCGGUCGCGGGGGAGGCAAGUGCGCCGUGCAUCUGGAGAUUGUGUUGGGCGGCGCACUGAGCAUGAGGCUGGUCAGUAAGACGGUCAACCUCACGUUUCCUGGAAAUCAGUUUCUCAUCAAAGCCGCGGGAGGCCAGGAGUUGGGUUUGGAUCCUGCAAAGGACAACGGGAUCUGGAGUGAGAAGAGGAGCGAUAUCAUUAGUGCCUGGGAUGAGCUGAUUGAAUUGCUGGUGACGGGGAAGAAAGGGAAGUUCAUCGCGCCGGACUGGGAGACUAAGCUUCUUUAG
This is a messenger RNA of Rhinocladiella mackenziei CBS 650.93, 702 nucleotides long. RefSeq lists its product as uncharacterized. The transcript has a single exon. The record is from RefSeq and is a predicted model, not a curated record. Bases 1 to 702 code for a protein of 233 amino acids. Gene Ontology annotation, cellular component: cytosol. NCBI's taxonomy places the organism in Eukaryota, Fungi, Ascomycota, Eurotiomycetes, Chaetothyriales, Herpotrichiellaceae. Gene Ontology annotation, molecular function: oxidoreductase activity; FMN binding.